UUCCCGGUUCUCUGGCGGAGAGCGCGCGCUCCGGAGGAGGUCACUGCAGGUCUUGGGGAAAGGAGUCCUAGUUCUUUCUAAUACGGGAGUCUCCUACUUUUCUGAAAGGAGAGCCUCAGAAAAGCCGCUGCUGACCGGAGGUUCUUGCAGUCAAAUCGUGGUCAGAACUCCCCCAUCCGUCCUCGUGCCGGGAGGAGAUGGACGUUUCUGUGGGGACAGAUGUUUUCAUCCUCCUCAGUAUAUACCUAGGAGUGAAAUCUCUGGGUCAUAUGAUAAUUCUGUGCUUAACUUUUUGAAGAACCGCCAAACUUUACCGCAACAGCUACAUCAAGUCAUAAAUUCUAGGGAUUCAAGGUAAACGAGAUGAUAAAGUCACUGAGUUUCAGGUGGUUUUACAGCAAUAAUAAUAAAAAAAAAAGAAUAGAUAAUUGAUAUAUUAAUAAUUGUAAAUGUCCUAAGCACACCAGUUAAAUUAGAUCAGUUUAGCUAGAUUAGAACACAGGGUUUUUAAAGUGCAGGUAUGUACAAGAGGCACAUCUGAAGUUCAAAGAUACAGAAAGGUUGAAAAUAAAAGGAUAGAAAAUGGUAUCUCAGGCAAAUACGAACCAGAAGAAAGUUGGGAUAGCUUUAAUAUGAAAAAUACUCUAAAGAACAAGGAUUACUAGAGAACAGAGGGUUCUCUAAUAAUAAUAAAAGCUAUAAUUUGCUAGGAAUAUGUAAAAAUUCUAAACUUGUAUGUAUCUAAAAGUCCACGCUAAAACAUACAAGGCAAAACUUGACAAAACUACAUUUAUGAAUAUGUUAAACUUUAUAAAACAAGACUCAACAAAUUCCAAAGGAUAUAAAACUGUUCUCUAACCACAUGUUAAAAAUCAAUAGCAAAUAUAACUGUAAAACCUCUACAUGUUUGAAAAUGAAGAAACCUGUUUCUAAAUAACUGAUGUAUCAAAGAAGAAAUAAUGGAAAAUUAGAAAAUACUGAGAACUAAAGAAUAUUCUGCAUAUCAAAACCGUGCUUAUGGUAAGAUUCACCUGUAAUUCUUUAUCAUUUCAACCACAAAUCUAAUUUCUUUAAAUAUCACAGUAUUAUUCCAGUUUUUUAUUUCUUCUUGAGUCAAUUUUGGAAAGUUAAAAUUUUCCAGGAAUUUAUUCCAUCCAGUUUUAAAUUUGUAAAAAGUUACCUUUUUAAUCUCUGCAGCAUCUAUGAUUAUGCUUCCAUUUUCAUUUCAUUUCCACACGUACAUGAAAACUUAAUUUAUGACAAUAUCAGCAGGGAAAGGAUUGACUUUUCAAUAAAUGGUGCUAGGACAAUUGGUUAUUCAUAUAGGGGAAAUUUUAAAUUGGACCCUUAGCACAUACAUACACAAAAAUCAAUUCCCAGUGGAUUAAAGACAUACAUGUAAAAGGCAGAAGUAUAAAAUGUUGAAAAGAAUAAUGUAGGGAAAUAUCUUUUAAGUUUGAGGGUGAGGAAAACGUAAUACACAAAAAGUGCAAAUAUAAAGGAAAAGAUUAAAAAAUUUCUUACGUUGUAUAUAUUCAUCAAAAGACACCAGAAGUGGAAAGACAAGCCACACUGGGAGAUGAUGUUGACCACAUUAUCAAAGGAUUCAUAUACUUUGGCAGUAGCCAGAGGAAAACCGAGAGUUCACAGGGGUGUCAAGCGGAUAUGUGCGGUGGGUGUUUGCUGCAGAUGAGAGAGACUUUGAGCAUAUUUGAAUGUUGAUGGGUAAGAAGGAAAGAUUGAAAAUACUGAGAGAAGUGGAAUAAUUGAAGGAGUGGGAUCCCUGAAGAGUAGGGAGGGUGUGGAAUCCACAAUACCUGCAGAGAACCUCAGAUAUUUAAGCACUAACUUACAAUUAUCUCAGAAGCGGAGCCCUUGGUGUUGACUCUUUGCUCUCCUUGUAAAGCAUCUGUAGACUUCCUCACAAAGAUAUUAUUUUGCAAAUUCCUUAACUGUACCAGGCAUGCUGAGCAUACAGUGGUGAGCAAAAUCAGACCCAGGCCCUGUCCUCAUGAUUUUAUGAUUUAUCAGUGGAAACAGACAUUAAUUUAAAAAUCUUUAGUGUUUGCAUUGUUUAUAGAACUUUCUUGCAUUUCUUAUUCUUUAUGUUUGAAAUUUAUUUGCUUAGUAAAUACUAAGUUCUGAAGAAGGAAAUGGAGAAAACUCAGACUCCGUUGUCAGAAUAGGGAUUAAUAAGAGGAGCCUUUUUUGUCUUUCACUCAGUUGAAGUCAAAUGCUGAAAGCUGCACAGUAACAACUGCAGACUACUUCACGAUUGCCUCUUUUCUCCCCCAGUGAGUCCCAGCCAGCUCUUAGUGUCGAGUGGUGAACUGUGUGUGGUUCCCUCUGCUUGGAGAUGAUGCAGAGAGCUACACGUCUGAAGAGGGAGCUGAACCUGUUAGCCACAGAGCCACCCCCAGGCAUCACAUGUUGGCAAGAGAAGGACCAGAUGGAUGAUCUUCGAGCUCAAAUAUUAGGUGGAGCCAACACACCUUAUGCAAAAGGUGUGUUCAAGCUGGAAGUUAUCAUUCCUGAGAGGUACCCAUUUGAACCUCCUAAGAUCCGAUUUCUGACUCCAAUCUACCAUCCAAACAUUGAUUCUGCUGGAAGGAUUUGUCUAGAUGUCCUCAAAUUGCCACCAAAAGGUGCUUGGAGACCAUCCCUCAACAUUGCAACUGUGUUGACUUCAAUUCAGCUGCUUAUGUCAGAACCCAACCCCGAUGACCCACUCAUGGCUGACAUAUCCUCAGAAUAUAAAUAUAAUAAGCCAGUCUUCCUUGAGAAUGCCAGGCGGUGGACGGAGAAGCAUGCAAGACAGAAACAGAAGGCUGACGAGGAAGAGAUGCUGGACAAUCUACCAGAGGCCAGUGACCCGGAGGCACACAACGCUACACAGAAAAGGAAAGCCGGGCAACUGGGAGGGAUGGAAAAGAAAUUUCACCCAGAUGUUUAGGGGGUUUCUCUUGCUAUUACUUAAUAUAUCUUCGUUCUCUGCCAAGGUGGUCUAAUUUGCCUACCUUUCUUGAACGUCUUUCUUAGUAUUUGAUGACACAGUCUUUGUAUCCUGUAAAACAAACCCUGUAUAUUUAUGUAUUCUGCACUACAGUGAUUCACUGAGUAUUAUCUGUUAUUUAUCUUGUACAUACGUAUUUUAAAACCUCUUGACCUGAAAAAUAAAUAACCAUUAAAUGUUGACUAUGUGUUUAUCCCGAAUGUGU
This is a messenger RNA of Loxodonta africana (African savanna elephant), 3218 nucleotides long. RefSeq names its product ubiquitin conjugating enzyme E2 T (gene UBE2T). The record is from RefSeq and is a predicted model, not a curated record. The transcript has 6 exons. Lineage: Eukaryota; Metazoa; Chordata; Mammalia; Proboscidea; Elephantidae. Bases 2357 to 2953 code for a protein of 198 amino acids.